AUGGAUAACGUUGGUGGCAGUUCCUCUAAUAGUGCUGGCAUCAAGGAACAAGACCGGUUGUUGCCAAUUGCCAAUGUUGGCCGCAUCAUGAAACAGAUUUUGCCUCAGAAUGCAAAAAUCUCGAAGGAAUCGAAGGAAACAAUGCAAGAAUGUGUGUCAGAAUUCAUAAGCUUUGUGACAAGUGAGGCAUCAGAGAAGUGUAGGAAGGAAAGGAGGAAGACAGUGAACGGGGAUGACAUAUGCUGGGCCUUGGGAACACUAGGUUUUGAUGAUUAUGCAGAGCCAAUGAGAAGGUAUUUGCACAGAUACAGAGAACUUGAGGUAGAAAGAGGAAAUAGCCCUGAAGAGAAGGAUGAACUAUUUAAGUUGCCUCCUAGAGGAACUAGGUAGAAUGUGUCUUGAGACUGAUCAGAGUAGCUCUAGAUUCCUCAAUCCCAAGGCCAGUUUAUGGUUUUGAGGAUGAGAUAAUGUAAUAACUUU
This is a messenger RNA of Gastrolobium bilobum, 480 nucleotides long. Its product is annotated as nuclear transcription factor Y subunit B-5-like. The record is from RefSeq and is a predicted model, not a curated record. Gene Ontology annotation, cellular component: nucleus; CCAAT-binding factor complex. Bases 1 to 390 code for a protein of 129 amino acids. Lineage: Eukaryota; Viridiplantae; Streptophyta; Magnoliopsida; Fabales; Fabaceae. Gene Ontology annotation, molecular function: DNA-binding transcription activator activity, RNA polymerase II-specific; protein heterodimerization activity; RNA polymerase II cis-regulatory region sequence-specific DNA binding. The transcript has a single exon. Gene Ontology annotation, biological process: regulation of transcription by RNA polymerase II.